AUGAGUUCUCGGUUUGCAAGAAGUAAUGUCAACUCCAACCACAUCAGGAAGAGAAAUCAUUCUCCAGACCCAAUAGGAAUUGAUAAUUAUAAAAGAAAAAGACUAAUCAUAGACUUAGAAAACUUAUCACUGAACGAAAAAGGUCCCAAGAGCACAUAUUCAGAUGAUAGCAAUCUCAUUCAUAGCAAUAUAGCGUUGUCAGAUGACAUCCAUGAUAAAGCGCUGAAAGAGAUUAUCAAGUACUCCACAGGCAAAAAUCACGAUAGUGGGUCAAUCUAUGACAGAAUUUGGGAACGUUUGAGAGAGGAAAAAUUGCAAGUUAUAAAAUGGGCAGAUUAUAAAAAGGUUGCUUACUUAAACUGGUGGAUGUGGUUCCAGGAUCAAUUUGCUACCAAAUGCACUUAUGAUGGGGAGACCGACACUGACAUUGAAAUGUUGGCGAUGGAUACUGACGUGGAUAUGGAUGCAUAA
Messenger RNA from Saccharomyces kudriavzevii IFO 1802, 471 nucleotides. RefSeq lists its product as uncharacterized. NCBI's taxonomy places the organism in Eukaryota, Fungi, Ascomycota, Saccharomycetes, Saccharomycetales, Saccharomycetaceae. The coding region runs from base 1 to 471 and encodes 156 amino acids. The record is from RefSeq and is a predicted model, not a curated record. The transcript has a single exon.